Cucurbitaria berberidis CBS 394.84 is the source of this 891-nucleotide messenger RNA. RefSeq lists its product as uncharacterized. The record is from RefSeq and is a predicted model, not a curated record. The coding region runs from base 1 to 891 and encodes 296 amino acids. The transcript is spliced from 2 exons. NCBI's taxonomy places the organism in Eukaryota, Fungi, Ascomycota, Dothideomycetes, Pleosporales, Cucurbitariaceae.
AUGGCGGCAUGGCACCAUCCGGAUAGCUGGCUCACGGCAGCCUUCUCGCCCAACCUCUCGACUAUCCUGAUCACGUUUAUUGUUGCACUGGGCCUGCCGAUACUGCUGCAUAGCUUCUUGUACAGAAAGGCAGCUGCUUCAACCAACGUUCCCACUUUCCUGCUCGUUGGGCCGAGUGGGGGUGGCAAGACGGCGUUUACAACCUUGGCAGAGCGAAACACCACGACGCAAACCCACACCUCUACCGCCCCGCUCACCGUCUCUGCCCUCCUCCCGAGUCCACACAUCCCCGCGUCGUCGCACUUCCGCGCCCCUGGCGACCCGCAAUUCGAGCGCUCACGCCGCUUCCUCCUCCUCGACACGCCAGGGCACGGCAAGCUGCGCCACUUCGCGACGUCGCAGCUCGCAGACCCAAAGGAUGUGCGAGCCAUACUAUUCGUCGUGGACGCUGCUGGCAUCGCAGAGGAAGCAGGAUUGAACGAGGCAGCCGAGUAUCUCCAUGACGUCCUCCUGUCCUUGCAGCACCGGUAUACGCGGGCGAAGAGCAGCAAGGGCCCCAAGGACAUCCCCGUUCUCGUCGCUGCCAACAAGAUGGAUCUGUUCACCGCGCUGCCCGCCAACUUGGUCAAGAUCCAGCUGGAAAAGGCCAUUACUGAGGUUAGGAGUCGCAGGGCAAAGGCGCUGAGGGAUGCUGGGGCGGCGCUGGCUGGGAACGAAGACGAGGUGGAUGAAGAAAAGGAGUGGCUUGGUGAGGGGGGAGAGGGCGCGUUUGAGUUUAGCCAGAUGCGCGAGAUUGGCACGACGGUGGAUGUUGUCGGUGGGAAUGUGGUUAGCGGCAAGGACGUGGGCGAUGUCGGGGCUUGGUGGGCGUGGCUUGCUGAGCAACUUUGA